AUGACCAGCAAGAGGCGCUGGAGGCGUCGUUUUCGCCUGAUUCCCAAUUUGUUUUUUGUGGUUCGUCAGACCGCUGCAUUCAUGCUUGGUGUACAGAAACAGGUAAAAGAGUGGCCACGUUUGAAACAGAGCACGAUAACCACUUAA
This is a messenger RNA of Ostertagia ostertagi, 147 nucleotides long. NCBI's taxonomy places the organism in Eukaryota, Metazoa, Nematoda, Chromadorea, Rhabditida, Trichostrongylidae. The record is from the annotation of a GenBank genome assembly.